AUGCCAGCUCCAAAGCAGAGGAAGCUCGCUGUUGUUGGGAGCCGGGCGGUCGGUAAGUCGCAGGUGCUCGCCCCUGCUCUCUAUCCUGGGCUGAAGUGGCUCCCUAACAGCGAAUUUGCAGGCAAAUCAUCUCUCAGCGUACGCUUCUGCGCAGAACGGUUUGUGGAUAGUUAUUACCCAACGAUCGAGAAUACCUUCAGCAAGAUCAUCAAAUACAAGGGACAUGAUUUCGCGACAGAAAUCGUAGACACUGCAGGAACGGAUGAGUACAGCAUCCUCUCGUCCAAGCACUUCAUUGGCAUACAUGGCUACAUGCUCGUCUACUCGAUCGCUUCUCGACAAUCGUUCGAGCAAGUCAAGAUACUACGGGACAAGAUAUUGGACCAUUUGGGUACCGAGACCGCUCCAAUGGCUAUCGUGGCGAAUAAAUUGGAUCUCAAGCCUGGACAACGGCAGGUGAGCCUAAAAGAAGGGCAGGAAUUGGCGGCAGAGUUCAAGUGUAGCUUCACGGAGGCGAGUGCAAGAUCAAACAUCAAUGUCAGCACUGCAUUCGAACACGUGAUCGGGGAGAUCGAGAAAUCCCAAAACCCCGAGCAGCCUGCUGGGGGAUCUAAGUGUUCUGUGAUGUAG
This is a messenger RNA of Bacidia gigantensis, 630 nucleotides long. RefSeq lists its product as uncharacterized. Gene Ontology annotation, cellular component: plasma membrane. The transcript is spliced from 3 exons. Gene Ontology annotation, molecular function: GDP binding; GTPase activity; GTP binding. Gene Ontology annotation, biological process: small GTPase-mediated signal transduction. Lineage: Eukaryota; Fungi; Ascomycota; Lecanoromycetes; Lecanorales; Ramalinaceae. The record is from RefSeq and is a predicted model, not a curated record. The coding region runs from base 1 to 630 and encodes 209 amino acids.